Molecule: messenger RNA, 839 nt
Organism: Diorhabda carinulata
Lineage: Eukaryota; Metazoa; Arthropoda; Insecta; Coleoptera; Chrysomelidae
Product: protein ATP6V1FNB-like
Exons: 2
Coding region: 212-784 (190 amino acids)
Source: RefSeq, a predicted model, not a curated record
UUGACAGCGCUAUUUGCAACCUUAAACUUUCUACUAACUUAAAUACUGAAUGAAAUAAUUGAAACACACUAUAAACUGACAAUUAUUAAUUUUUUUGGACUUAAACAUCAGUUUUGACAUAUAACCUUAUAUAAAUAUCUCGUAUUAAAUCAGUACUAUAAAAUUCAUGUAUAUUCAAUCUGAAAUAUCGUAAAGAUUAUCAAAUAAAAUCAUGGCACCACACGCCAGAGGAAUUGAUCCUAAACUCGAAAAGGGCUGGAUACAUUCCAUCGAAAGAGAAGACGAAGUAAGAUUGAAAUGGUUUCGGAAACACGAAGAACGCUUGAACGAAAUAGCUAAUGCAACUUGUUCAAGGACCGUACCUGAAGAGGCUAAAGAGAAAUUCGCUAAGGGUUUGAUAGAAAAUUUUAGAAAUGUACAAAGAUUCAGUCGGAAGAAAGUUGAAGAGGCUGAACUGAUCAGUCCGGGGAAGUUAAUGGAUAUUAUGCGACCUGUUGAUCAUGAAGUAAAGAAAAUGAUAUACGAAAGAGAAGUUGACGGACGUAAAAGAUAUCUACAGAAAAGAGCACACCUGUUACCAGAAAAACGAUAUUACCUUCCAGAGUGUUCUAGUUGGAUAUACGGUUGGAAUAUAUUUGAUACAAUGAAAACUUUGAAGAGAUAUCCAUUCGGCAGAGAAGAAGUAAUAAAGCAUUCGUUUUAUAGAAGAAGAGGAAUCGAACGAGAGCCCGAUUGGUAUCGCAAACCAGCUGCUUUUAGUCCAAACAUAUGUACGGCGGAAUAAAAUAAAAAAUUAAGUAGCCGCAUUUGUUUUGACUUGAAUAUAUAAUAAAUGAAAA